AUGAUUAUAGUCGAACAUUCACCAUCUAAACACGAAAAGCAAGGAGAGAUCGAGACAGUUCUCGAUCAUCUAAAAAGCGCACAGCGUGAAAUUUUCAUCCAACAAGAACAGUUCAAAAAGGAACGAGAGAACUUCGUGAAACAAAUCAAUGAAAGUCAACGCGUACUCAAUGAAACAAUAGCUAAUCAUCAGAACGAAACCCAAUCACUCCAGCGAGCGAUCGAAAGGCAGGACCAAAUCCUUACCGAACAAAAGAAAAAGUAUGAAGAAGCAACCCGGAACUAUCAAGAUGAAUUGCAACGUACACGAAGGGAAGCGGUAGAAUCGCAACGGAUAUAUGAUAUCUUAGUGGAAGAUAGAAAAGCUACGCAGGAGCAAAUACGAGCUGCACAAGAAGCCAACAAUUUGCUUCAAGCUAAAAUGUUUGAGUUAGCGUCUCGGCCCCCGCCGGAACCAGGUGGAGGCGAUUGCGUCAUUUUAUAA
Adineta ricciae is the source of this 483-nucleotide messenger RNA. The record is from the annotation of a GenBank genome assembly. NCBI's taxonomy places the organism in Eukaryota, Metazoa, Rotifera, Eurotatoria, Adinetida, Adinetidae.